Molecule: messenger RNA, 2440 nt
Organism: Pogonomyrmex barbatus (red harvester ant)
Lineage: Eukaryota; Metazoa; Arthropoda; Insecta; Hymenoptera; Formicidae
Product: galactose mutarotase
Biological process (GO): beta-D-galactose catabolic process via UDP-galactose, Leloir pathway; glucose metabolic process
Molecular function (GO): aldose 1-epimerase activity; carbohydrate binding
Source: RefSeq, a predicted model, not a curated record
ACAAGCUGUCAAACUUGCGACUCGCUUUUCCCUGUACUUCCUACUAUAUUAAUUAUAAUAUGUAUGAAACCUAUACAUCUUUUUAUUAAAUAAUAUGAUUGCAGAACGAAGAGAGCAGAAAAGAACAUUUACUUUUUAGAAAAUAAGAUUUGUCUUGUAGGAGUUUAUUUAUUUAAUAUUCAAAUUUCGUGGUUUUAGCAUAAAGAUAAUUAAUAAUGAGGUCACCCGCAUUCUCAUAUGGUCACAUCGGAUUAAAUUGCAUACUAAACGCUGCUAUAAAUGAAAUUAUUGAAAUAUAAAAAUGUAAUUUAUAUUGCAUAUGCUAUAGUAUUUUCGUAUGCGCGCGAUAUAUUUAAAAAAUAAGAUGCCAAAGCUAUGGCAUACAAGACUGCGUUCCGAUAUUCAUUGCCAGCACUGAAAAUCUAUAAUAUACGUGACAUAAACUAUAGAUUUCAGUACUGUCAGAGUAUAUCGGAACACGGCUUAUGUAGUAUUGUUUUUCGAACGUAACGAAAAUCAACAGGUAGCGUCAAGAAAGAAAAAAACAUAUUCCAAACUGAAAAUUGAAUGUGAAUGACAGGACGAGGUGUAUUUUUCGAAACAUUUAGUUAAUUAAAGUGAGCGCUCGUCAGUGCUCGAUAUUAUGGCAAAUACGUCAUUCUCAUCAUCCAUACCGUCUUAUAGCGAGCCACUGACAGAGGAACAAGAAAUGGCGAUUUACAAGAGCAUAAGGACGGUUAGGUUACACGAAAUUUCGCACGGAAUAGCAAUUAAAUUUCAUCGAUUUCGCUGAAGAGAUAUCUUGCUUGGAUUUGUUACAGAAUUUGCAAGACAUUGAAAAAGCUACGCACGACAUUAAUCUGAAAUUCAAAAACAUACAGGAAGAAAUGCGCGUCACGGCCGCUUUGAUGAACGCGAUAGAAUCGAAAACUUUGACAGUCAACCGAGAUUAACGUUCUUCGAACAUUUUGUACGCAAAAAUCAAAAAUACAAUAAAAAAAAAAAGUAUGUCUCAGUAAUGUGAAGAAUAUUUCUUGCUGAAUAUAAAGUAACUAUCGUAUUGUUACUACUAAUUAUUGUUAAAAUAUGUGAAUGAGCAUGGCUACAAUGGUGCAAAGACCCAUUACAACUUCAACAUGGGGUUCUGUGAAUGGUCAGGAGAUCAAGAAAUUCACGUUGAGGAACAAAGCUUGUUAUGAGGUCGAUGUUGUGACAUAUGGUGCGACAGUAACUGCCAUCAGAACGCCGGACAAAGAGGGUAACAUAACGGACAUAGUGCUCGGUUUUGAUAACAUCGAAGGAUAUCUAUCAUCGAAUAAUCCGUACUUUGGUGCUACCAUCGGACGAGUCGCGAAUCGUAUUGGCAAGGCAACUUUCGUCGUGGAUGGUCAACGUUAUAAUGUAUCAAAGAAUAUAGGCGAAGACAGUCUCCAUGGCGGUAUUAAUGGUUGGAGUAUGAAGGUAUGGGAUGCAGCAGUCGAUGACGAUCGCGUGGUGAUGACUUUAGUCAGUCCAGACGGCGAUGAGGGUUAUCCAGGAUCAGUAACAACAACAGCCACCUUCCAACUAAAUGACGAUGGAGAGCUGCGAAUAGAGAUGAAAGCCAAGUCCGACAAAGCGACGCCGAUUAAUUUGACGAACCAUAGUUACUUCAAUCUCGCUGGGCACGCCACGAAUGCGGAAGAGUUGUAUAAACAUGUAUUCACAUUGAACGCCGAUCGCUGGACUGUUACCGAUUCCGGAAAUAUACCUACUGGCGAGAUUCGGUCUGUCGAGAACAGCAUGAUGGAUCUUAGGAACCUAACGACACUUGGUGAAGUUAUCGACAAAGUACCGGGCGAUGGUUACGAUUAUAAUUUUUGUUUGCCAGAACCGCAUGAUCAAAGGAAAAUCAGUUUUGUCGCUAAAGUAUUACAUCCAGCCUCAGGACGCCGCUUGGAAGUAUAUUCAAAUCAACCGGGUGUUCAGUUCUAUACAUCCAACUUUAUACCCGAGACUGGUAUCUCGGGUAAAAACGGAGUGCAGUAUUUCAGACACGCCGCCUUUUGUUUGGAAACACAAAACUAUCCUGAUGCCAUAAACCAUAAAAAUUUUCCAAAUAGCCUAUUACGACCAGGUGAUAUAUACAAUCACAUUGUCGUGUACAAAUUUGGAAUAGAAAAAUAAUGUAUUUUUUAUCUUCUAUUAUAAAUUCUUGAAAGAUCAGAUCUUUAUUCUUUAGAAGAUACUUUAGAAGAGAAUGUGCCGUACUGAAAUAUGAAAUUAGAACAUUUUUUUUAUCUUUUAGUUUUAAAAUGCUAAAUUUUAUUUACUAGAUACUACGAACGUGUGUUGCACGUGUGUUGUUUAUCUUUUUAAACAGAAGGAGAAAAAAUUAUAUAAUCCAUUACAUUAUUGAGAAGAUUGAACGCAAUCAUCCAAUAAAUUUCAUAUUUGAUAA